Molecule: messenger RNA, 1398 nt
Organism: Podospora anserina S mat+
Lineage: Eukaryota; Fungi; Ascomycota; Sordariomycetes; Sordariales; Podosporaceae
Exons: 2
Coding region: 1-1398 (465 amino acids)
Biological process (GO): G protein-coupled receptor signaling pathway
Cellular component (GO): G protein-coupled receptor homodimeric complex; membrane
Molecular function (GO): pheromone binding; mating-type factor pheromone receptor activity
Source: RefSeq, a predicted model, not a curated record
AUGUCUACCCCAACCUCCACCACCCUCGCCCCGGGGCCUCCACCAACAAACUUCAACCCCUCAACCCAAACCUUCAUCCUCCUCGCCCCGGCCCCCCCAUCAGGCGAACUCGCCCCCGUCCCCCUCACCCCAAAGGAAGUCUCCGAAAUCUACGCCGACGCCUCCUCCCUGUCGAUCCUCUACGGCUCCCAAAUCGGGGCCUGCAUCUCCAUCCUCGCCGUCGUCCUCCUCAUGACCCCCCUCCCACGAUUCAAGCGCUGGCCGACAAUUAUCUCCAUCCUUGCCCUCGCGCUCAACACGACGAGAAUGGUCCUCCUCAGUUUGUUUUACCCGUCCUCCUGGGCGUCGCUGACGGCGCUUUUUCUCGGGGAUUACUCGGCCGUCUCGCAGAACGAUAUCAAUAUCUCUGUUGUUGCCACGUUGUUGUCUGUCCCGGUCACGAUGCUGAUCUAUGCCGCGCUGUUUGUGCAGGCGUGGAGUAUGUUGAGUUUGUGGAGGGAUGUGUGGAAGUGGCUUGCCGUUGGGGUGAGUAUCGGGGUUGGGUUGGUCACUGUUGGGUUCAACUUUGCGGGUGCGGUUAUUCAGGCUAGGGGGGUGUUGGGGAUGACGGUGCCAAGGGACGGGGUGUGGGUGAGGCAGGUUUAUUUGGGGAUGAUGACGGGGGGGAUUUGCUGGUUUUGCUUCUUGUUUAAUGUUAGGUUGGUGAUGCAUAUGUGGGAGACUAGGAGUGUGCUGCCGGGGUGGAAGGGGUUGAAGGCGAUGGAUGUGUUGGUUAUUUGUAAUGGGGUGUUGAUGUUUGUGCCCGGUACGUCUUUUGUGGUUGUUUGUCUUUGGUUCGCCUCCUUCACCAACUUUGAAUCGGCCUCUUUGACGCAGACGUCUGUUAUUGUUGUUCUUCCCCUUGGGGUGUUGGUCGCGCAACGGCUUGCUGCGGCACCGUCACGAUACGCCUCGCCGACUGGCACAACCACCGACAUGACCGGCAGCUCAAGCAUGGGCUCCAACCCCCGAUCGAGAAACCAAACCUCCAGCAUGGCCACCCAGCGUCCACUCCUCAGUCACGACCGUCGUGGCAGCGCAGCCUCCUACAACGCCCACGGCUUCCAAGGCAAGAACCACGUUGCUGUUUCUGCUGACCAACAACAAUGCCCCCGCCGUCACACCAGAAAGGACCACCCUGACGAUUUGAUCAUGGAGGAGGAGAAGCCGAGCAGUCAGCACCACAGCCCUUUUUCGCCUUUGUCACCUACGUUUGGAGAGAAGGGAGGCGCUGGUUUGAGGAUGCCAGAUGCCGCUGGGCAGGAAAAUAACAACGGGGGUGUGAUGGUUGAGAGGGAGAUUAGGGUGGAGAGGGACGGCUUGAGCGCGGCGGAGGUGAGAAACUCGGAUGGCUCGUAG